Molecule: messenger RNA, 1821 nt
Organism: Alternaria rosae
Lineage: Eukaryota; Fungi; Ascomycota; Dothideomycetes; Pleosporales; Pleosporaceae
Exons: 1
Coding region: 165-1772 (535 amino acids)
Source: RefSeq, a predicted model, not a curated record
CUCAACCAACCAGCGACGACCAAACCAACCAACAUAGUACUCGCGAAUAGCAGCAACUACUUUGCCAGAACCCUCUCUGAUUUUUGGGGAAGUAUCCUCCUUCUAUUACCGAGGUUUCCACUGUCGCAACCAGAAAACUAGAGAUAAGGGCAAUCCCCACAGUCAUGGGCCGCACCGAAAAAUCUCAGGGUCUUGCGCCACCCGCCGUGCGCAAGGACAUUCGAGCCAAACAAGCGCGGCACGUGGUGAAAAAGGUUGUUCCCGCGAUAUUGGCAUCAAAUGCAAGAGCUAGGCGAGGUGUGGACGGGAGUGAGCUUAUUCCGAACCCCGGACCAAACGGCACAGCAGGGCAGGAUAGUAAGAGUACGGAUGGUGCACGUGCUGAGGGUGACGAAGAGAAGGGGUAUGUGAAGAGGAAGGGUCAAGGAAGGCGGAAGAUCAAAGGUGGGAUGGAUGAUGUUGAAGAGGAAGAGGCAAUGAACGGUGAUGCAGGAAGAGAUGCUGGUAAAGGAAGAGGAAAGGGAAGAGGCAAGAAACGCAAUGGUUCUCUCGAAGAAGGAUUAUCAAACCUCAACUUGAAGAGUAGUGCAACAACACCAUCCAGUCCGUUUAGGAAACCGCGAAGUAUACGUAUGAUGACGACGGAUGCCCUCACAGCUGCACAUAUGCUUGCCCGCCCCUCAUUAUACGAUGCCACCGCGGCCAAUACACCAAGGCAGACGUCGAAGAAACAGCCGAACCCAUGUAUCUUGAACAUGGCCUCUCCUCUCCGUCCAGGUGGCGGUCUCCUAACUGGUGCUACUUCUGCCGAAGAAUCCCUCUGCGCACGCACGACCCUCCUCCCCUCACUUAAAGAAUCCUUCUAUCGUCUCCCGGAAUACGGCGGCAUAUACACACACGAUGUACUGGUUUUUCGCUCUGCCCUUCCGCUCGGGAAUAGCGCCGGCGAGCUGUCCCCCACUGAGCGCUGGUACGUCGAUGUUAUCAGUGCGGGGAUGUUGCGGUUUCCUGAACUAGAAGGGGAAGAAGAGGAGGAGGAGAAGAGGCUGAGCAAGAAAGACAGAGAGAUUGUAGAGAGCAAGAUUAGGGGUGUGUUGAGGAUAGCGGAACAAAAGGGUGUGAAGAGGUUAGUACUAGGGGCGUGGGGCGUUGGGGCUUAUGGGAAUCCAAUUAGGGAUGUUGCGGAGGCUUUUGUGAAGGUGUUGGGUGGUCGUAGCUCUCAUCCUUCGUCUGGAAGCAAGAAGAACAGCAAGUCACCGUCGACUGGUUUUGAGACAUUUCCGUCAAUCGAAAACAUCAUCUUUGCUAUUCCUAACCGCAAAGUCGCCAAUGAUUUCGCAGCUGCAUUCGGAGGCAAGAUCGAAGUCGAAGAAGGCCCUGGAGCUUGUGCCGACGGAGGCGACGAAGAAGACGACGAGGAAGACAAGGUAACGGAAGAAUUGAGGAGCAAGAUCCAAGAGAUGGAGGGUCAAAUAAGUCAGGUUUGGAAUCCAGAUUUGAAACUAAGGCUGGGCGCUAUUCUGGAGGGUCUGAGGACGCAGUUGAAAGAGAGGGAAGGGACGCCUCAGACGGGUAGUGUGGAUGAUGAGGACGAAGAGGAUGAUGAAGACGAGAACAGUGACCAAGACAGCGAUGAGGAUGAAGAAGACAUUGAAUGCAGCGACGAGGCAGAUGCAGAUGAGGACGAUCAAGACCUUGUUGAGCAUCAACGUACGAGAUCCAGCAAGACGAGAGAUAUGAUGGAUGAUGGCGAUGGCGAUAGCAAUGGUUAGUUAGACUCGUACGAAGCAGAGUUCUCAUCACUAGAGACGAUCGUCAAGA